Poecilia latipinna (sailfin molly) is the source of this 1701-nucleotide messenger RNA. Its product is annotated as ankyrin repeat domain-containing protein SOWAHD. Lineage: Eukaryota; Metazoa; Chordata; Actinopteri; Cyprinodontiformes; Poeciliidae. The transcript is spliced from 2 exons. Bases 403 to 1311 code for a protein of 302 amino acids. Gene Ontology annotation, molecular function: protein binding. The record is from RefSeq and is a predicted model, not a curated record.
CUUGCUAUUGGGUUUUGUCAGAUUAGAAUGAACUUUGUCUUUGUUCCUCUUUACAAAGGAAAGCAGGAUCCUCGGUUUUGUUUCGUUAUGAACCCUAAACUAAAAGUAUGCAUCUUGAUUUAUUAAAACGGAGAAGGUCUUUUAUGAACAAACUUGCGUUUGGUACCAGGACAGGUGAGUUAAUACUAGUGUUUGACACUAAAUGGCCCCUAGAAAGGGGACGCGUUAUGAUUUUUGAAAACAAAACUUCCUUAUGGGCAUUUUCUGCCAACUUUUUUUAAAUGCAUUUUUUUUUUCUCGACACAGGAAAUGAGGGAAAUUAUUGGCGUUUAUUAUCAGAGACAUCUUCAGGGUGUAGUCUAAAAGGAAGUAGCCUGGGAGCUGCAGAGUAAGGCAGGCGGUAUGCAUUGCAGCGGAUCGGAACCAGCUGCCCCCGAUCGGACUCCCAGACAGGGCUCCAUUGUGGAGCGGCUGUCUCGGUAUGGCAUGCAGGUCAUGCCCGGAGCCUCCCCGCGUAGGUCGAGGCUGCAGAGGCAGCAAGAAGUAACCGACAGCUCCGCUCCGGAGGAGUCCGUCCCGCCGGUUCUGCGUAGAAAGUACAUGAAGGAGCUUCUCCUGAGCCGGGCAUCCAGCAGCGGAGUGGGCAGCGGGUUGCUGCAGAGCCUCUCCCCGGACCAGGAGGACUCGGACUGGGCUCUGUAUCCCAUGGAGCACGCCUGGAUGCUCCUGGCGGUAGAGGGGAACUACGAAACCAUCAAGGACUUCAUCUCCGAGGACCCGCAGCUGCUGACCCGGCGGGACUUCAUCAGCGGAUACUCGGUGCUGCAUUGGCUGGCCAAGCGGGGACAGGACGAGAUCCUGCUGAAGCUGCUGCGGUUCGCGGAGCGUGCGGGCUUUGCGGUGAAUGUGAACCUGCGGGGCAGCGGCGGGCUAACCCCCCUGCACGUCGCCAGCAUGCAGGGCCAAUUCGCGGAAAUCAAGCUGCUGGUCGGGGCUUUCGGCGCCAACGUGGACGCGAUGGACUACAACGGGAAGCGGCCGUGGCAGUACCUGCGGGAGGACGCCCCGGUGGAGAUGAAGGAGCUGCUGGGCACCUGGGACGAGGAGCACAGCUGCGGCUGUGCGCAAAACUUCAACAAGAAUGUCAACAACAACUGCGCUGGCGCAGUGAGCGCGGCCGCAUGCGAUGAGGCGAAUGGCGAAGAAACUGAAGAAGUGAGUUACUUUGACAGAGCCAAGAGAAGCAGCUGGAGGUUCGAGUCUCUAAGGAAGCUGAAAUCCUCCUUUUCAUUUGUUAGAAGCAAAACUUGAGAUUAUGGCGUACUUUAAAGGGGCAGUGUUCUGUAGAAUCAACCUAUUUUAAGGUUUACAUCAUGCUAUAAUGUUACUCCCUCAUCAAAAACAUACCUGGAGUGUUUCCUUCGAUCUCCAUGGCAACCACUCAGGUGUGGAAAACACCUGGGUGGACCUAGUCCCACCUUUGAGACGCAGCUCCACCUCAUUUCCAAGUUUCUUUCUCCCAGAGCAAACUUCUAUCAGUCGGCUCCUUCAGACUAGCCAGCAGCAAUUAGCAACCACCUGGUAGAACUUAUCUGCUGAGCUCGCUAUAUGAGCUAUUUCUCAAAUCAAUGAAAAAUGUUGGUAAAGGGGCAGUAUGAUGUAAAAUCAAUUCUGAACUUUAUUUCAUGUUCCCUCAUCAAA